Messenger RNA from Dromiciops gliroides (monito del monte), 919 nucleotides. It is a transcript of the gene ZC2HC1B, whose product is annotated as zinc finger C2HC-type containing 1B. The record is from RefSeq and is a predicted model, not a curated record. The transcript has 9 exons. Bases 1 to 771 code for a protein of 256 amino acids. NCBI's taxonomy places the organism in Eukaryota, Metazoa, Chordata, Mammalia, Microbiotheria, Microbiotheriidae.
AUGGAAUCAUUAGAAUUUGUUCAAGAGGACCCUUUCUUUAUUGAAAUGUUAAAAUUCAGUCCUUUAAAUUGUUACUAUGCUUGUGGUGUCUCAGAUGAAACUUUUUGGCCUGAUUGGCUAUUCCAGUCAAACUCAGAUGGCAAUCUGAAGUUAUAUCGUUGUGAUGUCUGUGGGAGGAGCUUUGCACCAGAUGUUCUGGAAAGGCACGGGCCAAUAUGCAAAAGACUUUUCAACAAAAAACGUAAGCCUUUCAAUUCCUUGAAGCAAAGGUUACAGGGCACUGACAUCCCCACGGUCCCAAGGUCUCCCCAAACCAAGAUGCCACCCGUGAAGAAAUCUAAUUGGAGACAACAACAUGAAGAUUUUAUUAACGCAAUUCGAUCAGCCAAGCAGUGUACCUUAGCCAUUAAGGAAGGCCGCCCUCUUCCUCCUCCACCCCCUCCAACUAUCAACCCAGAUUAUAUUCAGUGUCCUUACUGCAUGAGAAGGUUUAAUGAAACUGCAGCAGCAAGACAUAUUAAUUUCUGCAAGGAUCAGUCAUCCCGCCGAGUUUUUAAUCCAGCCCAGACAGCAGCCAAAAUAGCAUCCAGGGCUCAGAACAGAGCUCAAGUGAUUCCCAAAAAAGAACCAACUGUAACGAGUGCCGUGGGAACGUUGCUUCAGAACAGGACAGUGGACCCCUCAAGUGACCGCACUACCAAAGCAGGAUCAUCCUCAGAGGCAAGAACUGGAUUAAAAGUCAAGAAGUCAAUGAUCUCCAAAAAAAAUUAAAGUCCUUUGAUCAAGACCGACCUAUACAGAAGAUUACUGGCUCCUCAGCAUCCUCUAUGGCUGCCUUCAUUUUGAGCAAGUAUUACCUUAAUUAACGCCAAAGAACCACAGAUUUCCAUUUGCAUUCCUAUUAUUCAACUUGGAAUAC